Messenger RNA from Notodromas monacha, 5555 nucleotides. Lineage: Eukaryota; Metazoa; Arthropoda; Ostracoda; Podocopida; Cyprididae. The record is from the annotation of a GenBank genome assembly.
AGGGAAGCUCACCAGCGCGAGGUGUCAGUGUGAAGUCCUGUGCUUUUCCCGUGUUUGUGUUUCAACACCUGUUGGACAGUUAUGGUGGAGCACCUGGUCGAUUCCGAGCUGAAUGCGCGGCGGAUACAGACAGUUGAGAGCUGCUUCGGAAGCUCGGGGCAGUCGCUGGGCAUUCGAGGGAGAAUUCUGGUCGGUGAAGGAAUUUUGACCAAGGUUUGCCGCAAGAAAGCUAAGCCGAGGCAGUUCUUCCUCUUCAACGAUAUUCUAGUUUAUGGAGAUAUUCUCAUUCCAAAAAAGAAGUACAUUCGCCAACACAUUAUACCGCUCGAAGAAGUCAAACUCGAGAACCAACCCGAUGAUGCCAGUUUCCAAAACCGGUGGCUGAUCUGCACGGCCUCGAAAUCAUUCGCCGUUAGCGCAGCGACGUUAGAGGAAAAGGAGGAAUGGAUGCGACACAUACGCAAUUGUAUCGCAGAGCUUUUGAAGAAAAGUGGCAAGAAACCGCCUGAGCAACAUGCAGCUCCUUGGGUACCAGAUUCCGAUGCGCCGUGUUGCAUGCUUUGCAAGAAAAGUCAAUUUACGGUUAUCAAUCGAAGCUUAGAAUUCUUUUCCGAUGACCCGGGUUCACAUAAGCGCGUUCUCACGUUGUACAACCCAUACGAGUUCACUGUCAAGUUCAAAGUGUUGUGUACUGCGCCGGACAAGUACUCAGUUUUGGAUGCCGAAGGUGUCAUCAAGGCGAAAUGUUGUGUUGAUAUUGUGAUACGACACAGAGCCGUGUGUCACGCAAAUCUUAACAAAGCGGAUCGUUUCCGGAUUUUUGUGCACGAGCAUGGGAACAGACACAAUUUUGGAAAGAAAGAAAUAAGUGCGACCCUUCAAGCCGGAGAUUCCCAAGAUGACUCGGUUAGUUCUGCACAGUAUAAGCAGCUUGAAGGAGGAAAGCAAGCUGCUGGUGGAGGUGGACGUCCCGUUCCGCAGCUGAGCAAUCCUGGUUCUUCUCGAGGUGGGAAACAAGAAGGAGUUCAAGAGGAAAAGUACAAUGUACUUGCGAUUUUAGUCGCUGUCGUUUGCGUAGUGUCCUUGUUACUACCGACAGUGCCUGACGAAUCAUGCGUUAACUCGGAAGAGCGGCGGAGUUUCAUAAUCCCGGAUUACCUUCAUCUGUCCGUCGUGCAAAAACUCAUUUUUGCAUACACGCUGGAUAUUGAGGCGCAGAUCAAGGACAUCCAGUCGAAGAAGAAAACUCUCCGCGAUGAGAACGGAGUCGACGAACGGGUAGCUCUCGGCGAAGCUGGAUAUUUCGACAGCGAAAUUUACGAUGCAGGUCGUGGGCGCUACGAGGGCUACGUUACGUCAAUUGCUGCUAAUGAGGAUCAGGACGAUGAUGACGUGGAUGCAGGUGCUGUCACGCAAGCCCAGCGUCCGGGGUAUACAGCGCCGGCAUCCAUUCUCAACGACAUUCCACAGGCGGACAAGGACUACGAUCCAUUUGCAGCCCACAAACGACCAACGAUUGCGUCGCGCGAAGACGAAUAUCGCGAUGAUGACGUGGAUGCAGGUGCUGUCACGCAAGCCCAGCGUCCGGGGUAUACAGCGCCGGCAUCCAUUCUCAACGACAUUCCACAGGCGGACAAGGACUACGAUCCAUUUGCAGCCCACAAACGACCAACGAUUGCGUCGCGCGAAGACGAAUAUCGCGUUCGACGCCUUCAGCAGGUUAUCUCCCCUGAACGAGUCGACCCCUUUGCCGACGGUGGGAAAACGCCGGACGUGAAUUCUCGCACUUACGCACAUAUUUUGCGCGAGCAGCAACUCAAGCACGAAGAGCAUGAGCUGCGGCGGAAAAUCCAAGAUAAGGCUAAGGAUGGCACAUUGCAUGUUGCUGAUGAAAAUGUUGAGAUUUCUCAAGUUCGUACUGCGCCUAAGCGAAAAGGCCGAUGGGAUCAAACAUCAGCCGCCGAAGAAGCAGCAGCUGCGAAAGCCAAGAAAGCGAAUUGGGAAUCCGAAACGCCAGCCCACGACCAUUGGGGCGCCACGCCCGGCCACAAAGGCAGCGAAACGCCGGGCGCCACUCCAUCGGCGUCCACCCGCAUGUGGGACGCCACGCCGGGUCACGCAACACCCGGACACGACAAAACCUCAGCCUCUGCACGACGUAAUCGCUGGGACGAGACCCCGAAAACCGACCGCGGGGAAACCCCGGGUCACGGCAGCGGAUGGGCCGAAACCCCGGGCACGGAUCGUCACGGGCCCGCCGACCUUAUUCAGGAGACACCAACUCCGUCUGCGAGCAAGCGACGAUCUCGGUGGGACGAAACUCCGUCGGCAGCGACGCCGAGCGGGAUGGGCACUCCGUCGACGCCCAUGACCCCGGCGACGCCAUCGAUGAUGACACCGAGCGGCGUGACGCCGACUGGGCCAAAAGCCAUGGCCAUGGCGACUCCGGGGCCGAAUCAGUUGAUGGCUAUGACGCCGGAACAACUUCAAGCCUGGCGAUGGGAGAAGGAGAUUGACGAGAGGAAUCGUCCGUUGACGGAUGACGAUCUGGAAGCUAUGUUCCCGCCGGGAUACAAGGUGUUGCCGCCGCCUGCGGGCUACGUGCCGAUCCGGACGCCGGCGAGGAAGUUGACUGCGACGCCAACACCCAUGACGGGCCAGAGUGGUUUCUUCAUGCAGACCGAGGACAAGACAAAAAAUGCAUUCGUGGACUUGCAGCCGAAAUCAGGAAACUUGCCUUUGCUGAAGCCUGAAGACGCGCAGUAUUUUGAUAAGCUUCUGGUGGACAUUGACGAGGACUCGUUGCCUCCGCAAGAACAGCUUGAAAGGAAAAUUUUGAAGCUGUUGCUGAAGAUCAAAAACGGAACUCCUCCCAUGCGGAAAGCCGCUCUUAGACAGAUAACGGACAAAGCGAGGGAAUUCGGAGCCGGUGCACUUUUUAAUCAAAUCCUUCCGUUGUUGAUGUCACCGACGCUGGAGGACCAAGAGCGACACUUGCUGGUCAAAGUGAUUGACCGGAUUUUAUACAAGUUGGACGAUCUUGUUCGUCCGUACGUACACAAGAUUCUUGUAGUGAUCGAACCAUUGUUGAUCGACGAAGAUUACUAUGCCCGAGUGGAAGGACGAGAAAUUAUUUCCAAUCUCGCGAAAGCCGCCGGUUUGGCCACUAUGAUUUCUACAAUGAGGCCGGACAUUGACAACAUUGACGAAUACGUUCGAAACACGACUGCUAGGGCAUUCGCCGUCGUCGCUUCAGCUUUGGGAAUCCCGUCGUUGUUGCCGUUUCUGAAGGCCGUUUGCAAGAGCAAGAAGUCUUGGCAGGCCAGACACACGGGCAUUAAAAUCUGUCAGCAGAUUGCUAUCCUCAUGGGCUGCGCCAUUUUGCCGCAUCUCAAGUCAUUGGUGGAAAUCAUUGAGCAUGGUCUCGUUGACGAGCAGCAAAAAGUCAGAACCAUCACUGCAUUGGCCUUGGCCGCGUUAGCUGAAGCCUCGACUCCGUACGGUAUCGAAAGCUUUGACUCCGUGCUGAAACCGUUGUGGAAGGGCAUUCCCAUCGGUUACCUUAUUCCGUUGAUGGACGCCGAGUACGCGAAUUACUACACACGUGAAGUCAUGAUCAUCUUGAUCCGAGAAUUCCAGUCCCCCGACGAGGAAAUGAAGAAGAUCGUCUUGAAAGUCGUGAAGCAGUGUUGCGCCACAGACGGUGUGGAGCCGCAGUUCAUUAAAGACGAAAUCUUGCCGCCAUUCUUCAAGCACUUUUGGAAUCAGCGCAUGGCAUUGGACAGACGUAAUUACCGUCAACUCGUUGACACGACUGUUGAGAUCGCCAACAAAGUCGGGGCCUGUGAGAUCGUGACCAGAAUUGUGGACGACUUGAAGGACGAGAACGAGCAGUACAGAAAGAUGGUGAUGGAGACGCUGGAAAAGGUGUUGACCAACCUGGGAGCUGCGGAUAUCGACAGUCGGCUGGAGGAACAGCUGAUUGAUGGGAUUUUGUACGCUUUCCAAGAACAAACGACCGAGGACGUGGUCAUGCUGAAUGGUUUCGGCGCCAUCGUAAACGCACUCGGCAAGAGAGUCAAACCUUUCUUGCCGCAAAUUUGCGGAACGAUUUUGUGGCGAUUGAACAACAAAUCCGCCAAAGUUCGCCAGCAGGCGGCCGAUUUGAUCACGCGUAUUGCCGUAGUUAUGAAGACGUGUCAAGAGGAAAAGCUGAUGGGCUACCUUGGCGUGGUGUUGUACGAGUACCUUGGAGAAGAGUAUCCCGAAGUGUUGGGAUCUAUUCUCGCCGCGCUGAAGGCGAUUGUAAAUGUCAUCGGCAUGCACAAGAUGACCCCACCGAUCAAGGAUUUGUUGCCACGUUUGACCCCGAUUUUGAAAAACAGACACGAAAAGGUACAAGAGAACUGCAUUGACUUGGUCGGCAGGAUAGCUGAUAGAGGAGCCGAGUUUGUAUCGGCGAGAGAAUGGAUGAGGAUUUGUUUCGAGUUGCUUGAGUUGCUGAAAGCUCACAAGAAGGCUAUUCGCCGAGCUGCAGUCAAUACUUUUGGUUAUAUUGCCAAAGCCAUUGGGGUUGAGUUAGUUGCCAAGUGGAAACCUGGAGAGGCAAAACCGUGUUUGCACGACCGUGGCUAUUGCUAUCGUCUCGGAAACAUGCUCGCCGUUCACGGUGUUGCCGGGUUUGAUGAACNGGUUUCUAGUCCACACGACGUGUUGGCUACUUUGCUGAACAAUUUGCGAGUGCAGGAGAGGCAAAACCGUGUUUGCACGACCGUGGCUAUUGCUAUCGUCUCGGAAACAUGCUCGCCGUUCACGGUGUUGCCGGGUUUGAUGAACGAAUACCGCGUACCCGAAUUGAACGUACAGAACGGAGUGUUGAAGUCGCUCUCGUUCAUGUUCGAGUAUAUUGGUGAAAUGGGCAAGGAUUACAUCUACGCGGUUUCUCCGCUUUUGGAAGACGCCUUGAUGGACAGAGAUUUGGUGCACAGACAAACUGCGAUUGCAGCCAUCAAACACAUGGCCCUCGGAGUUCACGGCUUCGGUUGCGAAGAUGCACUGACUCACUUGUUGAAUUAUGUAUGGCCGAAUGUUUUCGAAACGAGCCCGCACUUGGUACAGGCAUUCUUCGACUGCGCGGAUGCCAUGCGAGUAUCGCUCGGUCCCGUGCGAAUGCUCCAGUAUGUUCUACAGGGAUUGUUUCAUCCCGCACGAAAAGUCCGCGAAGUUUACUGGAAGAUCUACAACACAUUGUACGUUGGAAGCCAAGACUCACUCGUAGCAGCGUAUCCGAGACUUGCGAACGACGAGAAGAACCAGUUCGUGCGGUACGAGUUGGACUACUUUAUGUAGUCAUUCAAUUUCGAUGGAUGGAUUGAAUGUGUUUUGAAUGCCGCAGUUUCGUAGGAUAUACUUUGACUUACGGAUACAUUCUGUUCGUUUUUCGUUGCUGCCAUCUUGGGUUUUGCGUUGUAUGUUCUUGAUUUUCUUUGCGCACUUGUCAAUUUCAAGUUUCAGGAGGAAAUACAGAAGCGAGCAUGCAGAUUGAUUGUCGAAGA